Hemicordylus capensis (graceful crag lizard) is the source of this 2543-nucleotide messenger RNA. It is a transcript of the gene JUN, whose product is annotated as Jun proto-oncogene, AP-1 transcription factor subunit. Gene Ontology annotation, cellular component: transcription regulator complex. Gene Ontology annotation, biological process: regulation of cell population proliferation; regulation of cell cycle; regulation of transcription by RNA polymerase II. The record is from RefSeq and is a predicted model, not a curated record. The transcript has a single exon. Gene Ontology annotation, molecular function: DNA-binding transcription factor activity, RNA polymerase II-specific; RNA polymerase II cis-regulatory region sequence-specific DNA binding; transcription factor binding. The coding region runs from base 991 to 1935 and encodes 314 amino acids. Lineage: Eukaryota; Metazoa; Chordata; Lepidosauria; Squamata; Cordylidae.
UGGGCUCCACGCUGGGAAAGAGCUCAGAGUCGGAUUGAGUGUGCGGUGGAGGCUUAAAGCUACAGCGCUCCGAGCAAGCCAAGCGAACGGCUAUAGAACCCUCAGCCAGGCCGCUUGUUUCAGCUUUAGAGGCAAACAGAGCGCAAAGUCAGCUGAGUUGCCUGAGAAUAUUGUUGCUCCAAGGAAGAGGGACCGGCCACUUUUCGUAACAAAGUGACUUUGUGGCUGGCUCUGAUCAGCUGCCCACUACGGGAACAGAGUGAACUUGCCAGAUCCACCCCGCUGGAGCGACAAGUGCCUGGAUCUCUUGAUUCUUCUCCAUCCCGAAGAGACUGAAGUUGUGGAGGUCCGGCACCCCUCUCCAUAAGCAGAAAAGGGGGCAAGGAGUUUGGGUAACUUUUCUGAGCGCUCUUGACAACCUCUCCGGGGAAAGGAAGGCGAACAAGAUUCAAACAAGUGUGUUUGAAACUCGCUAAGGCUCCGGCAACCCAGGACACUCCCACGAGGAGGAGAAAAAGGACUUUAAAAGUUACUGGACUUGCGAGCUGGACUUCAUCCCUGCCUGGAGUGAUAUGGGGGAGCAAUAAGGUGUGAGCGACGCUUAUAAAGCACGCGAGUGACUUUGCAACUCCGGAAUUCUUUGGCUGAGAGAGUCCCGCGCUUCAAAAAGAACUUAACUUUUUGGAACUGAUGCUCAUACAAAGCCGCCUUAGCUGAAAAAGUCACUGAUUGAUCAACCAAGUCUUCCUUAACGAGUGAAGAAGGGAACACGGGAAGAGCGAAGCCAAUGCCUGGUGGCAAAAAAGUAAGACUUUAAUUGAUCACUCUUCUGUUUUCCAAAGGACUUUUUCAUUGUUGAAAGUCUUUAAACAAAUAUUACAGCAAUUGCAGCAGAAGGUGAACUCAGACGCUAUAGGAGGUGACCAGUAGUAGCUUCCUUUCCUUGGUUUGUUUUUGACUGUAGAAGAACAAACUUGUGGACUGUAUUCUAUGACUGCAAAGAUGGAACCUACAUUUUAUGAUGAUGCCAUAAAUGCUAGCUUUGUACAGCCAGAAAGUGGUACUUAUGGAUAUAAUAAUCCCAAAGUUCUGAAGCAGAACAUGACUCUCAAUCUGGCUGACCCUUCCAGUAACCUCAAGCCCCACCUGAGGAACAAGAACGCCGAUAUCCUGACCUCCCCAGAUGUGGGCCUCCUCAAGUUGGCAUCUCCUGAACUGGAAAGGCUGAUCAUCCAGUCUGGCAAUGGACUGAUCACCACCACUCCAACCCCAACCCAAUUCCUCUGCCCUAAGAAUGUAACUGAUGAGCAAGAAGGGUUUGCUGAAGGCUUUGUCAGGGCACUUGCAGAGCUGCACAAUCAAAACACGAUGCCCAGUGUUACUUCUGCUGCUCAACCUGUGAACACGGGCAUGGCCCCUGUCUCAUCUAUGGCUGGAAACAAUGGCUUCAACACCAACUUGCACAGUGAACCUCCAGUCUAUGCCAACCUCAGCAAUUUCAACCCCAAUGCACUCAACACAGCACCUAACUACAACACAAACAACCUGGGCUAUCCUCCACAGCAUCAUCUGAACCCCCAGAUGCCAGUGCAGCAUCCACGCCUUCAAGCUCUGAAAGAAGAGCCUCAGACUGUCCCAGAAAUGCCUGGGGAGACUCCUCCCCUGUCCCCUAUUGACAUGGAAUCCCAGGAGAGGAUCAAGGCGGAGAGGAAGCGCAUGCGAAACCGAAUCGCAGCCUCCAAAUGCCGGAAAAGGAAAUUGGAACGGAUUGCCAGGUUGGAAGAAAAAGUGAAAACUUUGAAAGCCCAGAACUCAGAACUGGCAUCCACUGCCAACAUGCUGCGAGAGCAGGUUGCACAGCUGAAGCAGAAGGUCAUGAAUCAUGUCAACAGUGGGUGCCAGCUAAUGCUCACACAGCAGUUGCAAACUUUUUGAAGAGACUGAAAAGUAACUGUGAUGGGGAGAAAUUAAGCAAAAGAGAGAGAGAGAGGUUGGGAGGUGGAAUGCUCACUUGGGGGGCGGAAAGAAAAGGCUGAAAGGCAUUGAUUCCGGAGAGUGCUUUCCCCCCCAAAAGCAUGUGUGGAGAGACUGGUGUGCCUUUUGGUUUGAAGUGGUGGCAAACCAGUCAGCAGUACAGCUCUACAAAGUGCUGUCCCUGCUUGGAUGAGGCACGAGGGCUUUUUUUAACAUUGACCAAGACCUGCAUGGACCUAACAUUCAAUGAUCAUUCAGUAUUAAAGGUUAAACUGCAGUAGACACUGUAGAUUGCUUUCUCUAGUACUCCUUUUUAAAGAAAAGAAAUGGGGAGGGCGUUUGAGGGAAGCUAGCAGAAGCUGAACUAUACUUACUGCCUGCCUUCGAGUCAAGUUGUGUAUGUACUUUUUUUUUAAUUUUAUGAAAGCUGAUUAAUGUCAAUAAAACUACUUCAUGACUUUGUAAGUUAUUUUUAUGUUCAUUUGGGUUCUGCCCAGAAUUGUUUGUAAAUAAGAUUUUUUUUUUUAGCACUCUUGAGUUUACCAUUUGUAAUAAAGUAUAUAAUUUUC